UUCUUCCGUGCUCCUUUGUCCCGCAACAUGCAGUGCUGUGAGCCUGCAGUGAACGACGAAAAGGAUGCCGUCAAUAUCCCGGGGGAGACCACGCCGAUCGAGAGCGUGCCUGCAGGGCCUGAGGAAGCUCCUGCAGAGGCGCCCAGCGGUGACUUAAAAGUCGCCGCUGUGGCACUUGAGGAUGAGGAAGCGCCUCCCAUUGCAGAGGAGGAAACAGCCGAACCUGUGAAGGCCAAGCCAACCAAAGCUUCCCUGUGCAAGCUAUUCUCACAGAUGGAUGCCGUGGAGGCCUUGGUGUUGGUGGUGGGCACGCUGUGUGCAAUGGCCCACGGGGUAGCGCAACCGUUAAUGAUUGUCAUCUUCGGCGAUCUCAUCGAUGCACUUGGCGGAAGUCCUGAAGAGGUCCAGCGUGAGACGGAACGGCUGUCUCUGACUAUGUGUGCUGUGGGUGGCGGAGCUUUGGUGGCAGCGACGCUUCAGGGGGCAUGCUUCAAGAUCUUCUCUGACUCGCAGACCAUGAAGUUCCGGAUUAUGUAUUUUCAAGACAUCCUGCACCAGGAUGUCGGUUGGUUCGAUACCAAGGAAGUUUCGGCAUUGUCGGCUGAGAUCCAGGACGACCUGUCCAAGAUCCAAGAUGCCUUCGGAGACAAGUUUGGCAACGGUGUGAUGGCCUUGUCGGCCUUCCUUGGAGGCUUUGCUUGCGCCUUUGGCCUCGGCUGGCUGCUUGCGCUCAUCCUCUCCGCCGUGCUGCCUUUCAUGGCCAUGGGAACGUACUUCGUCGGCCAGGCUGUUGCCGAGGUGCGGACUGUGCAAAAAGCCACGUGGUUUGGGCUUGGCGCAAUGUAG
Molecule: messenger RNA, 846 nt
Organism: Symbiodinium necroappetens
Lineage: Eukaryota; Dinophyceae; Suessiales; Symbiodiniaceae
Source: the annotation of a GenBank genome assembly